AUGCAGCUGGCGGUUCCAGCUGGAGAAGAAGCGGGAAAUACGGGGGAGAGAGGUGAGGAGAAUCAUGACUACUAUGAUUCAGAUGCUGCUGGGGAUGAUGGUGCGCCGUCAGUUGCGGCUGAAGCUACGGCGGCGGUUGCGGUGGGCGCAGUGGCGGCCCGCGGGAUGGCGGCGGGGGAGACGGCGGACGCGGAUGACGGGGACGCGCGGGAGAGUACGCGGAAGCGCGGGGGAGGGCUUGGCGGAAGCUCGCGGAAGCACCGGGCGCGAUGGGGAUUGGCGGGAGGGAGGGAUGAGGACGGGGGAGAUGGCGCAGGACAGGCGGAAGAGGGCAAGGCGGAAUCUAGGCGGAGUUUGCGCGCCCAGUGGAGCGCGCGGAGGUCAAGGCGCGGGGAGGGGGGAGCGCAUGGCGGAAACGAACGGGGGAAGAGGGCGGCAGGGGGGAGCACGCGGGAGGAGCGGGGAACAGGGGAGGGUUCCGCCAUCAGAGGAGAUCAGGAUAUGGUGGGGGAGGAGGCGGAGGGGCGGAGAGGAAGUGCAAACGAAGGGCAGGCGGAGAAUGACUGGCGGAAUGCGGAGGUUGGGGCGCAAGGGCAAUGGUCAGGGGGCGCGGAAGGGUAUGGGACAGGGGAUGAGGGGGAAGAGGGGGUUAGGGAAAGAGGAGGGGAGAUGGAAGGGUGGGCGGAGAGGGGGGUUUAUGGGGGCGAGGAGGGAAGGGCAGUUGGAGAGUGGGGAGAAAAUGACAAGGGUGAGGGUGGGUAUGGGGAUGCUGGGGAUGAUGCGGAUGGGCGUGGGGAUGAUGGGGAUGAUGCGGAUGAUGCGGAUGAUGGGGAUGAUGGUGGAGAUGGCAUGGCGGAGGGUGGGCAUGAUCUGGACCGGUACGGGUAUGGCAUGGUGCGGUGGCAACAGCAGGGAGAGGAGGAGGAGGAGGAGGAGGAGCAGGAGGAGGGAAGCGCUAAGCGGGAGUAUGGUGGAACAGGGGAGUAUGGUGGAACAGGGGAGUAUGGUGGAACAGGGGAGUAUGGUGGAACAGGGGAGUAUGGUGGAAUGAGGGAGUCUGGGGAGAGGGAGCAGUAUGGAGCAAACGGGGAGUACGGAGCGAGGGGAGAGUAUGGGGCGAGUGGGGAGGAUGAUAUGGUGACGAUGGGUAUGUCAGCGGAAUGGGAUGGGGGCAUGGCUGCUGCUGCUGCGGCUCUUAUGACCUCUGGAGGGGCAGCGGGGGACGGCACCGCAUCAGACUACACGGCCUCUGCUGCCAGUGCUGCUGCAUCCCCGUUACAAGCAUCCCCGUUACAAGCAUCUCCGUUACAUGCCUCUCCGUUAGAGGCCUCCUCUCCUUCUCCAAGCAGCACUGCUGCAUUCGCCGACCUGAUUUCAACGAUGCCACCGGUGUUCCUGCCGCCUCCUGCUAUCCAGCAACCCACACCACCGCUCCCAACCGCCCCCCACCAAAUCGACGACUGCGAAUCUGGUGACAGUGCGAGUGUGACUGUAAACGGGGCUCCGUUCACCUUCCACGCUGGCAGCAACAGCACAGGCCCCGCAGGUGCUGACGUGUUAGGGGACCCUGCUGACGAGGACGGCGAGCUGGAUGAGGUGGCAGUGGAGGCGAGUCUACGUCAGCUUGAGCUGGCACUGGAGCAGGGACUGUUACCUGAUGAGGUGGAGGCGUUGAGAAGAGAGCUAGAAGCACUGGUGGAGAGGGGAACACGGAGGGCGAGGAGAGGUGCGCGGGAGGUGCGAGGGGAGGUGGGAGGGGAGGUGGGAGGGGAGGUGGGAGGGGAGGUGGAGAGAAGAGGUGUGGUUGGGGCGGGAGAAGGGAAGGGGGAAGAGGAGGGCGUGAUAAAGGGAGAACAUGCGGGGGUGGUGGGGGUGGAGGUGGAGGGAGGAAACGAGAUGGGGGAAGGGGGCGAAGGGGAUGUGAUUGAGGUGGAGAGAGAGGGGAGUGGAAGUGAGAGGGAGGAGGAGGGGGGGAGUGAGGAGGGGGAGGGGGGUUUUGGGAUGGAGAUGGAGAGGGAUGUAACUCCUUACCAUGAAAUGGAGGGGGGCAGGGAGGGCAAGGAGGCAGUGAGGGAGGGAGAGUGUGAGGCAGAGAGUGAGAGAGAAGGCGAGGUGGAGAAGGGAGAAGGAGAGACGGAGAGGGAGGGAGAAGGGGAGACAGAGAGGGAGGGAGAAGGGGAGACAGAGAGGGAGGGAGAAGGGGAGACAGAGAGGGAGGAGGUGGGAGCAGGCAGCGAGUAUGGUAAUUUUGGUGGGGAUAACAGGGAAGGCGCGGAAGGGGAGCAGGGUGUGAAGGAAACGGCUGGUGAGAUGGAUGAAGGGGUUGAGAUGGGUGGGGAGGGCGAGGAGGUGGGAGAGUGCGAGCAGGGCGGUGAGCAGGUGGAGGAGGCUGGAGGUGAGGAGGUGGGGUGCGGUGAGGAGGAGUGCAAGGAUGCUGAGGGUGAGAAGGUGGAAUUAGAAGCGACCAACAACAAGCCUUGCUUGCCAGCCCAGCUCAUUCCUACACUUGCCAAGCCGCCUCUCCCACCGUCCCUCUCUGCCCAUGUGGAUGCACUCUCUGCUGACCUGGACGCUGAGGCUGCUGGUGGUGCAGGGGGGAGUGGGAACGGUGAUGGAAGUAAUGGCAGUGGUAGUGGAGCAGCAGGAACAGGGGGAGAGGAGAGAGUGGGUGCAGGCCCGCCACUCUGCUGCGCGUCGCCCGCUCCCAGUUCAUGCGCCGCCACCGCCUCUCCCUCUCCCUCUCCGCUGCUACAUGCUGCUGGUGCUGGUGCUGGUGCUGGUGCUGGUGGUGCUGGUGGUGGGAGUGGUGCCUUUGGUGUUGUUUUUGCUGGGGCGUCACCGCUGCUUUCCCCGGCUGCAUCACCGCUUCACACCGCUUUCCACAUCCCGUCAUCCUCCCCUCCUCGCUCCCCUCUCCCGCUCCCAUCCGCCAAUCCCUCUCUCUCCCCCCUCUCCUCCCCUCCCCACUCCCCUUCCCCACUACCUCCGCCCCCUUCCCUCUCCACUCCCGCACCCCCGUCCCUCUCCCCCUUCCCUACGCCCCCACCCCCCUCCCUCUCCGCGUUCCACUGGCGACAGCAGCCCACAGCAGGGGGAAGCGAGCGGGGCACAGCAGGGGCAGGCGGGCAGGCAGGCGGAAACGCCUCUAGCCUAGCCUCCUCUCCCCCGCACUCGCCCCUUGCUGCCACUACCCCUGGCUCCUCCCCCCGCUCGUCCUUCUCUCUCUCCCCUGCUGACGCCCUCCCUGCACUGCCAGAGUCGUUUGGGGUGCGUAGGGGUGGUGUGAGCAGGCGAUUGGUGUUUGAGAGUGGGGGAGAAGGGAGGCGUGAGGAGAAGGGGGAGAGAGGAGGGGUGCGUGAGGGAGAGGGGGAGGUAGGUUCGUCUGCAGCUUCGAGUGGUGUAGGGAAUCAGUUGAGGUGUGAGAGUGCAGGGGAAGGGAGGCAAGCGGGGGAGAGAGGAGGGGAGGAGCAAAGGGAGGAUGAUGUAGGCGCGUUUGCACCUGGUGCUGCUGGGGAUGAUAGCAGUGGUGGCGGUAGUUGUGAUGAUGGUGAUGACGAUGGUGGUGAUGUUGGGAGAAGAGAGGAGGGAGAGGGAUCGAGUAUGCAGGGCGAUGGCGCCAAGGGAGAUGAGACGAGGACGAGGGAGAAUAGAGAAGAAUGGAGGCGAGAGGAGGUGCAAACAAGGGAAGGUGGAGGAGUGGAGAAGGGCGAGGGGAGUGUUGGGAGCGGUGCAGAGAGUGCAAGCGUUGAGAUGACUCAGAUGAGGAGAGGAGAAAGGAGGGAGGAGGGGUGGGAGGAGCAGGAGAGGGGCUGGGAGCGUGCGGAUCGAGUGCAGGCAUGGGCACAAGAGAACCUCCCAGGCCCAGCACCCGAAGAAAACAGGAGCGGCAAGUCCCGAACCGGAGGCAGCGGCUCGUUUUCAGGCUCGGAAGCAGGCUUGGAGAUCCCAGAGGGCAGUGGUGGGAACAGUGGCAGCGGGAGGAGACACGGGACCUUGGGCAAUCAGGCAAGGUGGGGAGAGAGAGAGGCGCAGGGCAAUGAGGCUUCUGCUGCUGCAAGUGCUCGUGGUGCUUAUGUUAGUUCAAGUGGCUCGGGUGGUAGUGCAACUGGUAUUGGUGCUGGCGCUUUGAAUGGGGUUGAGGCAAGCAGACUGAAGCGCGCCACUGCACAGCUGAGGCAGCUCAGGGAGAACUACCUGGGGGAGGGCCAACCUGGGGAGGCUCGACUGAAAGAGGUUGCAGGUGAUGAUGGUGCUGGAGCAGCAGGAGUGGAACCACCAUCAGCGCAAACACCACCAGCAGCAGCGCCAUCUGCCAUGCCUGCCCGGCCUUCCCCCCAGUCAUCCAUCCCCCUUUCCGCCUCUGCCUCCGCUGCUGCUGCUUCAGCCGCGGCCCGCCUCGCCGCUCGCACCAGCAACGCCAGUGGCAGCAGCAGCAGCGCCAACCCUCUGGAGGCAAGGAGCCUUGCUGCAGGAGGAGCAGGGACAGGCGCUGCUGCUACUCCCCAGGCAGGGAGCACUUCCCAAGCGCGCAUCACCGCACCUCCACUUGGUGGCACGGCAACUCUGGCACGGAUUGCAAUCCCAGGCCUUACUGGUUCGGCAACAAGCCAAGGAUUGUACGGGGCAGGGCCCAUUUCAAUGGCAGUCCCAGGCUUGGGGCUGCAUUCGGGGCUGCAUUCGGGGCUGGUUUCAGGCCCAGUUUCAGGGCCCAUAUCUGGACUGCAUUCGGGGCUGGUUUCAGGCCCAGUUUCAGGGCCCAUAUCUGGACUGCAUUCGGGGCUGGUUUCAGGCCCAGUUUCAGGGCCCAUAUCUGGACUGCAUUCAGGGCCGGUUUCGCCUGGCGCGAACGCCCCUGUGUCUCCCUUUGCCCGCGCAUCCUCCUCCUUCUCCCUCGGUCGCAUACCCUCCUCUGAGUCUCUUCGUGCUGAUCCUACCUUCUCUGUUUACGUCCGGCGGUCCGGUUCGGCCCGAACCUCGGUCUCAGCUGCGGAGACCGAGCCUAGCGAAGGAGUGGUGGAGGGUGGGAUGGAUGUUGGGAUGGAGGGUGGGAUGGGGGUUGCUGGGGAUGGUGGGGACGGAGGGGAGGCUGAUGCUGAGAGCAGGGAGAGGGGAGUUGGAGGAGGAAGGGUGAGCAGGACAGAAGAGGAGGAAGGGAGGGGAGUGACGGAAGCUGAGUCCGCAGGGGAUGGUGUACUUUCCGUCCCUGACGCUGCUUCCCUUCCUGCCAAACCUACGCCCAUCCCUGCCGCCGAAGCUACUCCUGCUUCCCCUGCCACAGCUCAUACCGCUGUUGGUGGGAGUGGUGGUGGUGUUGGUGGUGUUGGUGUUGUUGGUGGUGGUGUUGGUGCGAGUGGUGGUGUUGAUGGUGUUGGUGCUGGCAUCGCCUCUGCUGCCACCCCUUCAGUGUCCUUCCUCAUCCUCCCCCCUGCCCUGGACCCCAGGGAUACUACGCACACCCAUUCGCACACCCAUCUGCAUGCACCGCACACACCUCUCACACCACGCACACCCCGCACACCACCUGCCCUCGGCUCUUCCUCCAACCCUCUCUCCCCUCGCACCCCACUCCCACACUUCUCCUCGUCCCCCUCUCAUCGCUCUCCACCAAUGGGAUCGCGCCACGUGGAGUCACGGUACAUGGCUUCCGCCAUGGCAGCAGCAGCGCCGCCCGCAUCGCCUGCCAUUGCCAUGGCCAUGGGCGGCAGUCCACGGGCGUACACCCACUCCAUGCGUGGUAUGGGCGGCAUGGGUGGCAUGGCCGGCAUAGGAAGCCCCUCUGACAGCACCCAGAGCUCCUUGCUUCUCCGAACCAGUGGCAGCUGCGGCAGCGGUAGCUUCGCCUUGCCUGCUGCUGUUGCUGGCAGUGCUGGUGGAGGUAGAGUGGUUGGAAGCGGUGGAGCCAUGGGUGGAGGCAGUGGGGAGGGUAGGAGGAAGAGCCGGGAGCAGCAGAUGGCAGCGAUGGUGGAGAAGUGGCCCACGAGCCUGAGAGGCAGUGCUCCUGCUGCGGGUGUGGCUGGGAGAGUGGGGGGUGCAGGUGCCAGGGCAAGGCCUGCUUGGGGUAGUGGAGGUGGUGCGAAGCCGGCUUGGGGUAGUGGUCCUGGGGUGAGGAGGCAGACAGACCGAUAUUCCCUGCUCUCCACCACGAUUGCUGAGUCACAUGCUAUCAGCAUAGGAGUGCAGCAGCACCUGCAGCACUCCUGUCCCCGUGUUGCCUCACAUGGGUGCAGUAAGAGUGCAGGCAGCGGGCAGCAUCCCUUGCAUGUUGAGGAAACAGCAGCUCGAAAUGGCGGCAGCAUCAGCAGAACUCCCCUCCCAUGCCUCCCCCACUCUAAGCGUCAACACCAGCACUCCCAACCCCAUCUCCCCGCACUCAAAGCGUCAGCAGUACUGCUCUCGUCAUCUCGCCUCACAGGGGCGUGGUAA
Molecule: messenger RNA, 6423 nt
Organism: Closterium sp. Yama58-4
Lineage: Eukaryota; Viridiplantae; Streptophyta; Zygnematophyceae; Desmidiales; Closteriaceae
Source: the annotation of a GenBank genome assembly